Messenger RNA from Aspergillus clavatus NRRL 1, 1020 nucleotides. RefSeq lists its product as uncharacterized. The transcript is spliced from 3 exons. Gene Ontology annotation, biological process: tRNA wobble uridine modification. The coding region runs from base 1 to 1020 and encodes 339 amino acids. NCBI's taxonomy places the organism in Eukaryota, Fungi, Ascomycota, Eurotiomycetes, Eurotiales, Aspergillaceae. Gene Ontology annotation, cellular component: elongator holoenzyme complex. The record is from RefSeq and is a predicted model, not a curated record.
AUGCCCUCCCAACCAGCAAUCCCACCUCUCCUCUCACCAUAUGUUACCUCCCUGCCCCAGUCAUCCCUCACCGUCCUGUCCUCCGUGCUAGAUGCAACAGGAAACUGGCUCGUCCUGCGAUUCCUCCACGCCGCGUUAAGCGCGUCCCAAGGCUCCGUUGCAUUUGGCAGUGAUGGGGUAGAGGGGCAGAAAAAGCGCAAAGUUGUGCUUGGCUUGGAUCUUGCGCGCCUUACAGACAAAGGCCAAUUCGCCUUCGUUGACGGACUGUCAGAACUAUUAUACACACCUACCCCAACAAGAGCUUCGCCAAUACCUCCACCCUCGCCUUCGCCUUCUGCCAUUCCUUCCAGAACAGUUCUCCCUCUGCGCUCCGCACCUGGCGCUGUCCCGGGACGAGUUCCGCAGCCUCUGUCGCGGCCGAGCCCCGCGGUGUCCAAUACAAUCCCGACCACAUCUGAGAAUACGUCUACAACGCGACUACACUUUUCAGGGAAUGGCGUGCCGGCGCUCGAUGCGAUCGAGAGGGAUAUCGCCGGUGUGAUUGGACACCUGAAAACCCCCAAGGCUGGCGACGAGGAAGAAGCUGAGGUAUUACUGAUUCUCGACCAACCGGAUCUGCUACUCGCGGCCACGGGUCCCAACAGAGGCAUCGGCGCUACAGAAAUUGGGGAUUGGAUCAUGGGAUUACAACAGCAUGCGUAUGCAACCGUUCUGACUCUUGCCGCCGAUUCGCCGUUGAUACACAACGCCUCCGCGUCUGCGCCGCAAUCCGCGACGCCAUUGGAAGUGGAGCAUGCUGCAUUUGCCAUUGAAUCGGCCCACCGGGCUGAGAUUGUGAUGCAGCUGCGCAGUCUUGAAACGGGAGCAGCGCGGGACGUCAGCGGCGUGUUAAGGAUUAGUAAAGGAGGCGCAUGGGGCAGAGGUGACAGAGCGAAUGUUGAAGGCGUCUGGGAGGAGAAAGAAGUCCUGUACUUCAUUCAACGGGACGGAGGCGUCAGGCUCUUCGGAAGAGGAGAGUGA